GAAGCUAGAUUCAUCUUUACAGGUUCCAUAGUUAUUGACAAGCUUUGGAGAUAUAUCUCAUUAUGGACUGUAUCUCGGGUAUUCAGCGACAGAGUAGCUCAUCAGCUCAUGAUAUUGAGCUUGCUUCUUCCACACUUCCAGAUAAACACUUGUCUCCCGAUGCUCUCCUCUGGUGGAAUGCUACAAGUGAGAUUGUACGGGACCUGCUUGUUUCCGGAAAAUAUGACUUGCGCCAACAGACUUCCGCCAUGAUGUUCUAUCACACAUACAUCGUUCCCAAUCUCGGUGCAUUUCCGAUGGAUGCAAACCAGCCCCCUCAAUGGAAAAGCUACAUGACUGAUGAUUUCAGUCCCAUCGAAUUUAGCUGGAACUGGGGAAAUGCACAAGGAGAUGUUGAUAGAAGAGUGCGCUUUAGUAUUGAAGCUAUUAACAAGGAAUCCGGCACAGUUACCGAUCCAUGGAAUCAGAAAGCUACUAUUGAUCUUGUUGACCGCCUUGAAGCUGAUGUGCCGGAAAUCAACGUGCAGUGGUUUUACCGUCUUCUUAAGGAUUUCACUCCCCCAAAAGACGUUCUUUCUGAAGAUUUUAUAUCCCGGUUCGAUCCGCAACAACCCCGCUCAAGUUUAUUCAUGGCAUUUGAACUGAGAGAUAAGAUGCCUGUUGUCAAGCUGUACAUGAUGCCGUUUGCAAGAGCAGUUGGAACAUCUCAAACAGAAUCUGCUGUUAUUUUCGAAUCUUUAUCCAGUUUUGCUCAUGAAAUGAAAUGGUCAUCCCUUCAAGGAUUGGUUCAGUCUUUAAACUUGAAGAGCAGGUCACUCGGACUUGAUCCAUUCAUGAUUGCCUUUGAUUGCCUUUCGCCCCAAAAGUCACGCAUGAAGAUAUAUGCUAGGUGUCCAGACAUAAGACUGGCAAGCGUCAUGGAAACUAUGAGUAUCUUCGAGGAUAAGUCUAAAAUUUCAGAUGGCUUAAAAGAGCUUCAAAUGUUGUGGGAUCUGGUCUUUAGUUGUGGUGGCCAAAGUCAUACCGACUGUCUUCCUCACAAAGCGCACAUCACCUCAGGAAUUCUCUAUUACUUUGAAGUUCGUCCUGGUAGUUCCAAAGUUACCACAAAAGUUUACCUUCCGGUGAAACAUUACGCAAAGGAUGAUCUCUCUGUUGCUGAAGGACUGCAAGAGUUCUUCAGGAAACGCAGAGGUAUGCAAGACCAGAGUGCAGGGGACUUCAUGGGUGUGUUGAAUCGAAUGUGCACUUACCGUCGCCUAGAAAAGGCCACUGGGCUACAGACGUACAUUUCAUGCAAAAUCGAGAAUGACUCUUUGGAAAUCACCUCUUAUCUGAGUGCCGAGAUGUACAAUGAGGGGCGUUGGUCACGCGGGAAUCCUACCGUUUAGAAAGAACUCGGACGCAAGCUUUUGUGUCAAUGUUUUGUUCUUUGAAAUUUCAUUCAUCUAUAAUCAGCAAGAACAGUGAUAGAAAAUGAAAUGGAAAGUUGAAGUCGUUCUGAUACAUAAUAAAAAUUGCUUCCCGCACGCGGAGCUUGAAAAAAACAACAGCUUCAACAAGAUUCAGCAAUAACAAAUAUAUCUUCUGAUUGGUUUAUUAUCCGUUCUGAAUAGCUGAGGUUCAAGAUGAGCUUGGCUAGCGUAUCGUUUUUUUUUUACGAACGAUACUUGUCAUCUAGUUUGAAUACAUCAGAGUCCCUGGCCCA
Botrytis cinerea B05.10 is the source of this 1708-nucleotide messenger RNA. It is a transcript of the gene Bcdmats1, whose product is annotated as Bcdmats1. The record is from RefSeq and is a predicted model, not a curated record. Gene Ontology annotation, molecular function: transferase activity, transferring alkyl or aryl (other than methyl) groups. The transcript has 2 exons. Lineage: Eukaryota; Fungi; Ascomycota; Leotiomycetes; Helotiales; Sclerotiniaceae. Gene Ontology annotation, biological process: alkaloid metabolic process. The coding region runs from base 63 to 1391 and encodes 442 amino acids.